Messenger RNA from Ostreococcus lucimarinus CCE9901, 993 nucleotides. RefSeq lists its product with no specific name. Gene Ontology annotation, cellular component: endoplasmic reticulum. Gene Ontology annotation, biological process: peptidyl-proline hydroxylation to 4-hydroxy-L-proline. The record is from RefSeq and is a predicted model, not a curated record. NCBI's taxonomy places the organism in Eukaryota, Viridiplantae, Chlorophyta, Mamiellophyceae, Mamiellales, Bathycoccaceae. Gene Ontology annotation, molecular function: iron ion binding; procollagen-proline 4-dioxygenase activity; L-ascorbic acid binding. Bases 1 to 993 code for a protein of 330 amino acids. The transcript has a single exon.
AUGGACGAUCUAGCACUCGCGAACACGAUUCGUUUCGACGCUGCGAACGGCACGCGUCCUUUGAGCUUGUACGGACGCGCGGCGCUGUUGAACGCCCUGCCAGGGUUCCCGGAAACUCCACCUUUGGUGUUGAGCGCUACGCAGCCAAAGGCGUACUUGUUGCGAAACUUUCUCAGCGCGGAAGAGUGCGAUCACUUGAUGAAGCUGGCGAAGAGAGAAUUAGCUCCAUCGACAGUGGUCGGUGAGGCAGGCGAUUCGGUGCCUUCGGACAUCCGUACGAGCGCGGGCAUGUUUCUACGCAAAGGACAAGAUAAAAUCGUCAAAGCCAUCGAGGAGCGAAUAGCGCGCUUGAGCGGUACGCCCGUCGACAACGGCGAAGGCAUGCAGAUUUUACGUUACGAUGUUGGGCAAAAGUACGAUCCUCAUUUUGACUAUUUUCACGACAAGGUGAAUCCGGCGCCGAAACGUGGAGGUCAACGCUUGGCGACGAUGCUGAUCUAUCUCGUGGACACGGACAAGGGCGGCGAGACGACAUUCCCCAACGCCAAGCUCCCGCAAUCUUUCGAAGCGGACGAGCCUGAGAAUCCGUUCGCGUCGCACAUCGAGCACACAGAUUGCGCCAAAAAGGGCAUUCCGGUCAAGAGCGUUCGUGGAGACGCCAUCUUAUUCUUUUCGAUGACGCAAGACGGCGUGCUCGAUCGAGGCUCGCUUCACGGCGCCUGUCCGGUGAUCGAGGGUCAAAAAUGGACCGCGGUGAAGUGGAUUCGCGUGGGUAAAUUCGAUGGGAAUUAUCAGGAAGAGAUCCCCAUGCCCAAACUAAGCCGUCGCACCGACGAGGAGCCGUGUGUCGACGAUUGGGACGAGUGCGCGAAGUGGGCGUCACAAGGUUGGUGCGAGCUGAACCCAGAGUUCAUGACGACCGCUGACUCGGCGCGCGAUUCCCAAUCCGCGGCGUGCGCAAAAUCGUGUGGGUUGUGCAACCGUCGGUCUUAG